CACUGCUCUGCAUUAAACAUUUGUAAUUAAUUUGGAAAGAAGACAAAAACAUUUURACUUGAAAGUAUUUGUCWUUGCAGUGGRCAGGAAAUGUACUUGUGUGUCUAAUAAUUACUGCUGCAGAGUGAGCUCUGAGGAAAAAGGAAGGAAACACAGUCAGGCUAAUGUCAGAAGUCUGAAAACAUGAUGUCAGAGAUCAGGUGGAUGGAACUUGUGUUUCUUCAUCCUUCUAGUUAAAGUAACGCAGCAGGUCUGGAUGUGAGGAUGGGACACGCUUUGCUCUGCAUGCUGGGACUUUUCUUGCUCAGUACACUCUUCUAUGGACACACUGAAGGUCAGAGAGAUGAAGAAACAACAUCUGCUGAUGAAGCUGACACCUCCAUCGGUUCCAUUAAACCCACUGUGACUCUGCAACACAACUGGUCUCAGAUAUUCAGAGGUGAGACAGUCAGACUCACAUGUGGGAUCCGGGGAGGAGGAGGAACUCAGUGGGAGUAUAGAUGGAGACAAAGCUACAGAUAUUCACUAACAUCCAGUGAAAACUGGAUCAACACAGUUACUGAGUCUGACAAUGGAGAAUACAGAUGCAUUGGUAGAAGAGGCUCUGAUGUUACACAGUGGAGUGAUCCCUUCAGACUGACAGUUUCAUCAUCUAAACCCAGAGCCACAGUGAGAGCAGCUGAAAGAAUCAUAACAGCAGGAGGCAGAGUAACACUGAGCUGCUCUGUGGACACAUCUGAUGGUUGGAGCUUUGACUGGUUCAGACAGGAGUCAGGAUCUUCUCCUCCUCAGCUCAUAGAGAAUAAACCAGACAGAUACCUCACAGUCUCAGAGGGAGGUGUGUACAGCUGUUAUCCUGGAGAGCCCCGCCCUUCCUGUGACUGAGGGAGAUCCUGUUACRCUGAGCUGCAGACUGAAAGAACAAAAACUACUUUCUGAUGUGUUUUUCUAUCACAACAACAAACUUCUUCAAAAUGAUGCCAGAGAGGAGCUGAAAAUCUCUGCAGUGUUGAAGUCAGAUGAAGGUUUCUACAGGUGUGAACAUUCAGGAAAGACGUCACCACAGAGCUGGAUGGCAGUUAGAGCAGCUGUAUCCAGUCCUGUCAGCUCUUUGUCUCCUAUUCUGAUUGUUGGACCAGUUACUGGAAUCAUUUUCAUUAUUCUCAUGAUCUUAUUGUGGCGCUACAGGAAGUCUGAAGAUUUCUGCUGCAUUCGAUCCAAACGCUCAGAGAGCAGCAGUCAGAGCUCCAGCACAAAUCAGGGAGUCACCCAGACUGAAAGUCAAGUGUACAGCUCUCUGCUCCACGGUGAUUCUGCUGUUUAUGAGUCAUUACAAAGCUCCUGUGCCACUAGAUAUGUUUUAGUUGGAGAAGAAUCCAGUGAUGUUUCAUGCUCUCACACUGAACUGAGAAAAGUUGUAAAAAACAGGAGGCCUCUUCAACUACAUGAUGCUGUAUACUGUAAUGUGGAGACAAACCCUGCAGGAAGGUGGAGUCCUGCAGCAACAGUUUCUUCUUAAAUCAGAUGAGGAGCAGCUCUGGGUAACGAUGCUGUGGAGCUGCAUGUUGUGCUGCUUUAUUCUGCAGUUUAUUACAGAAGAAGGGAAAAGAAGGUAGAGAUACUAUGAUGUCAAAUAUGGAGACUCAACAUCGUAUCUUCCAGCACAAAGCACAGCUUUUUAUUUACUACCAGAGAAGCUCCUGUCAGUCAGACUUAGAUUGAAAAUGUAACAUUUAUCAAGUGUGGAAUAUGUGAAGUUUUGUAAUUUUUCAUUUCUAACAGUCAUUUCUUCAUAUAUUUUAAAAAUUAAUAAUCUAUAAGGAGUUUUUUGUUUCGUCUUAUCUUUGAUUUUAAUUCUGUAGUUUUAGAAGACUUAAUAAUUUGUCUGAUUGAUGCUUUUAUAGACUGUGUUUUCUCAAUGAGCUGUCAGUUGUUUUUCAUUUGCUUUUGUUUUAUAUUUGAAUGUUAAUACAGAUUAAAUGUUUUACAUACAGAUGUGUGUAAACUGUCACACAGUGGUUAGUAUGUUUCAGACCUCAAAGAGAAACAAAAACCCUUGAAACACAUUCGGUGCUCAGAUCAUUCCACAGUUCAAACAGAGAGAACUGAAGUGGAUUCAUUUUCAAAUCUGCAUUAAAAAGCCUGAACACA
Molecule: messenger RNA, 2151 nt
Organism: Austrofundulus limnaeus
Lineage: Eukaryota; Metazoa; Chordata; Actinopteri; Cyprinodontiformes; Rivulidae
Product: obscurin
Biological process (GO): immune response; cell surface receptor signaling pathway
Cellular component (GO): external side of plasma membrane
Molecular function (GO): transmembrane signaling receptor activity
Source: RefSeq, a predicted model, not a curated record